AUGACUUGUGCUAUGAAUUCCUUGCCAUUAUCCAAUUGUAAUAUAGUCAGGGUGAUCCAAUCAUGUGAAAAAGCUUCUGGUUUAUUUAGUUUAUCAGCUUCUGGUUUAUCUAUUGGUUCAUCUGGUUUAUCAGCUUCUGGUUCAUCUAUUGAUUCAUCUGGUUUAUCAGUUUCUGGUUCAUUUAUUGAUUCAUCUGGUUUAGUUUCAGGUUUUUCAGUUUCUGGUUUAUUAUCUGGGUUGGGUUCUGGUGAUUUAUUUUGUAUAUUUUGA
Molecule: messenger RNA, 270 nt
Organism: Dentiscutata heterogama
Lineage: Eukaryota; Fungi; Glomeromycota; Glomeromycetes; Diversisporales; Gigasporaceae
Source: the annotation of a GenBank genome assembly